Oxyura jamaicensis (ruddy duck) is the source of this 3526-nucleotide messenger RNA. It is a transcript of the gene CP, whose product is annotated as ceruloplasmin. The record is from RefSeq and is a predicted model, not a curated record. The transcript has 19 exons. The coding region runs from base 83 to 3322 and encodes 1079 amino acids. Gene Ontology annotation, molecular function: copper ion binding; oxidoreductase activity. NCBI's taxonomy places the organism in Eukaryota, Metazoa, Chordata, Aves, Anseriformes, Anatidae. Gene Ontology annotation, cellular component: plasma membrane. Gene Ontology annotation, biological process: iron ion transport.
GGAGGUGGGAAAGACAGAACAUAUAAAGGGAAAUUGCAUGUGCCCAUCAUUUCAUAUUUUUCACAAGGUUCAUGAAUGAAAAAUGAAGCUAUUCUUCCUAAAUUUCAUACUGUUUUCCUGCUGUUGCCAAACUGAAGCAGUGACCAGGGAGUACUACAUUGGGAUUGUAGAGACAACAUGGAACUAUGCACCUGGCAAUAGAAAUAUCAUCUCUGGACAGCUUUUUGCAGAAGAAGAGCAGGCUGAAGUCUUUCUCAAAAAAGGACCACAUAGGAUAGGAAGCAUUUAUAAGAAGGCUGUCUACACUCAGUACACAAAUAAUUUAUAUGAUGUAAUAGUUGAGAAACCUUCCUGGCUGGGUUUGUUAGGCCCUGUCAUUAAGGGAGAAGUUGGAGACUCUAUUAUUAUUCACUUGAAAAACUUUGCUUCCAGAAGCUACACACUGCAUCCACAUGGUGUAAGGUACACAAAGGAAAAUGAAGGUGCUUUAUAUCCUGACAACACCAAAGAUUUUGAAAAAAGAGAUGAUGCUGUGCAGCCUGGAAGCCAGUACACUUACAUAUGGGAUGUAACCGAAGAUCAAGGUCCAGCUGAGGGAGAUACUGACUGCAUAACCAGGGUUUACCACUCUCACAUAGAUGCUCCAAGAGAUGUUGCCUCGGGGCUUGUUGGACCUUUAAUAAUUUGUAGGAAAGGUACAAUGAAUGAGGGCAGUGAUAAACACAUUGAUGCUGAGUUUAUCCUUAUGUUCUCUGUGAUGGAUGAAAAUCUCAGUUGGUAUCUAGAGGAUAAUAUCAAGACAUACUGUUCUGAGCCUUCCAAAGUUGACAAAGAUGAUGAGGACUUCCAGGAAAGCAAUAAAAUGCACUCCAUCAAUGGCUACGUGUAUGGAUACCUCCCAGAUCUUACAAUGUGUGUGGAAGAUAAGGUAAAAUGGCAUCUUUUUGGCAUGGGUAAUGAAGCUGAUAUCCAUUCAGCCUACUUUCAUGGACAGACCUUAAUAGAAAGGCACCAUCGAGUUGACACCAUCAACCUCUUCCCAGCCACGUUUAUUGAUGCUGUCAUGGUACCAAGGAGUCCUGGGGAAUGGCUGCUGAGUUGCCAAGUGAAUGACCAUAUUGAAGGUGGUAUGCAGGCCCUUUUUACAGUAAAAGACUGUAGGAAAUCCACAACAGAUCAGAAUGAGAGUACAAAGAUAAGACAGUACUUCAUUGCUGCUGAAGAGAUUAUCUGGAAUUAUGGCCCAUCUGCAAUUAAUCAUUUUACAGGACAAGAAUUAAUUACUGACAGUGAAUCUCAGAUUUUUUUUGAACAAAGUGAGACAAGAAUUGGUGGCUCUUAUAAAAAAGCCAUUUACAAGGAAUACACAGAUGGUACUUUCACGGAACAGAAAAAAAGGAUCCCAGAGGAAGUACACCUUGGACUCUUAGGACCCAUUAUCAAGGCAGAAGUGGGUGAGAGCAUCAGGGUGACUUUCCGAAACAAUGCCAGCCGCCCAUUUAGCAUCCAGCCCCAUGGUGUGAGUUACCACAAGAACAACGAGGGGGCAUUGUACCGUGCUGCCUCCAGAGAUAGUGAAUCUCCAGCCUCCCAUGUUAGUCCUGGUACUACAUAUACGUAUGAGUGGAACAUACCAGAAGAUGUGGGUCCCACAGACCAAGAUCCUGACUGUUUAACCUGGCUCUAUUACUCAGCUGUGGAUGCAGUCAGAGACACCAAUUCUGGCCUUGUGGGUCCGCUUUUGGUGUGCAGGAAAGGAGCUCUACUUCCUUCUGGGAAACAGAAAAACGUGAACAGGGAGUUUUUUCUACUUGCCACAGUAUUUGAUGAGAAUCUAAGCUGGUACUUGGAUGACAAUAUUUUGAUGUUUAUGUUAAAUCCUAGUAUAAUUGACAAAGAUGAUGAACACUUCCAGGAGUCUAACAAAAUGCACUCUAUUAAUGGCUAUAUGUAUGGUAAUCAGCCUGGUCUUGAGAUGUGUAAAGGAAAUGUGGUUUCCUGGCAUUUGAUGGGCUUGGGGUCAGAAGUCGAUGUUCAUGGGAUAUACUUUUCAGAAAACACAUUCCUAACAAAAGGAACAAGAAGGGAUACAGCAAAUCUGUUUCCACAUACGUUUCUCACAGCUAUUAUGAAGCCUGAUUCCAAAGGAGUUUUUGAAGUGUCAUGCCUGACAACAGAUCACUACACAGGGGGCAUGAAACAGAAAUAUGAAGUGAAACAAUGCCAUUGGUGGAAUGUGGAUCCAUCCCUAUAUUUGCAUGAAAAGACUUACUAUAUUGCUGCAGUGGAAGUUGAAUGGGACUAUUCUCCUAACAGGACAUGGGAAUUUGAGCGGCACCAGCAUCAUGAGGAAAGCCCUGGCAAUACGUUUUUAAAUAAAGAAGACAAGUUCAUUGGCUCAAAGUACAAAAAGGUAGUAUAUCGCGAGUACACUGAUCAGACAUUCAGUACUCCCAAAAACAGAGCAGAGGAAGAGCAGCACCUAGAAAUUCAAGGGCCACUGCUUAUGUCCAAUACUGGAGAUAGAAUUACAAUAGUUUUUAAGAACCUGGCAUCAAGACCUUAUUCCAUACAUGCCCAUGGAGUGAAAACAGACAGUUCUGUUGUUGCUGUAACCAACCCAGGUGAAACAAAAAUGUAUGUCUGGAAAAUACCAGCGAGAUCUGCUUCUGAGAGAGGUGAUCCACAAUGCAUUGCAUGGGCAUACCAUUCAACGGUGGACAUCAUUAAGGACACUUACAGUGGAUUAAUAGGCACACUUGUUGUGUGUCAUAGACAUUAUUUGCCAUCAUUUCAUACUAAAAAGAAAGUUCAGUUUGCUCUUCUGUUUAUGAUUUUUGAUGAAAAUGAGUCAUGGUACCUGGAUGAAAACAUUAAAACCUAUUCUACCAACCCACACCAUGUUGACAAAGAGGAUGAGGAAUUCCUUGAAAGCAACAAAAUGCAUGCCAUUAAUGGAAAAGUGUUUGGAAAUUUACAUGGUCUUACUAUGCACGUUGGAGAUAAAGUAAGCUGGUAUUUGAUGGGAAUGGGCAAUGAAAUAGAUAUUCACACAGCACACUUCCAUGGCCACAGCUUUGACUAUAAGCAAACAGGAGUUUACCGGGCAGAUGUCUUUGAUUUGUUCCCGGGGACAUUUCAAACCGUGGAAAUGAUCCCACAGAACCCUGGAAUAUGGCUAUUGCACUGCCACGUUACCGAUCACAUCUAUGCAGGCAUGGAAGCAACCUACACAGUGCUUCCAAAAGAAGACAAACAGUCUUUGUUGCCAAAAUUAUUCAAUCAGUUCAAGUGUAAAGGUACGACAGACAUGCAAGAAUGAAGAAAACAUUUUACCACAAUGAUUCUCUGAGGUCUGCCUUCAGUGAAGAACUGCUUGAGAAGUCUGGACAAUUCAUCUCAUCUUUCUGUGUUUUACACUUCAUUUGGUGGCCCACAGUUACCAGAAGGACCAUAGACUGAGAUAGAUGAAAGGAUAUAAUAGCUUAUAUUUUUCCUUAAAUAAAAAUCGUAUCUUGCAAGCUAA